AUUGUUUUCACACACACAAUUUCUUCCAUGGCGUCUCUUCAACUCACUCCUCCCUCCGGUGUCUCCACUCGCACCGGUCGCUCUCUUUCUGACUUCAGAGUUUUCCGAUGCCGGAGGCCUCUCUCCCUCCGAUGCUCCGCUGAAGAACUUUCCUUGCCAUCUAUGGCCGUUGGUUUCGAUUUUGACGCCAAGGUUUUCCGGCAUAACUUGACCAGAAGCGAGAACUACAACCGGAAAGGUUUCGGACAUAAGAAGGAGACUCUUGAGCUCAUGAAUCAAGAGUAUACUAGCGAGAUCAUAAAGACUUUAAAGGAGAAUAACUACGAAUUUACAUGGGGAAAUGUUAUUGUAAAGCUGGCAGAAGCUUAUGGUUUUUGCUGGGGUGUUGAGCGUGCAGUCCAGAUUGCUUACGAAGCCAGGAAACAGUUCCCUGAUAAGACGAUAUGGAUCACAAACGAAAUUAUUCACAACCCAACUGUUAAUAAGAGACUAGAAGAGAUGGAAGUUAAGUUUAUUCCCAUCAAGGAUGGAUCUAAGCAGUUUGAUGUCAUUGAUAAGGGUGAUGUUGUGAUUCUGCCUGCUUUUGGAGCUGCGGUAGACGAGAUGUUGACUUUGAGUAACAAACAAGUACAAAUAGUUGAUACGACGUGCCCUUGGGUGUCCAAGGUGUGGAACACAGUCGAAAAGCAUAAGAAGGGUGACUACACAUCAAUUAUUCAUGGUAAAUAUGCCCAUGAGGAGACUGUAGCAACGGCAUCUUUUGCAGGAAGGUAUAUCAUUUUGAAGAACAUGGACGAGGCAACAUAUGUGUGUGAUUACAUUCUUGGUGGUGAACUUAAUGGAUCUAGCUCAACAAAAGACGCUUUUCUGGAGAAAUUCAAAUUUGCAGUUUCCAAGGGUUUUGAUCCAGACAAGGAUCUUGUUAAAGCUGGUGUGGCGAACCAAACUACUAUGCUAUCGGGGGAAACAGAGGAGAUUGGGAAAUUGGUAGAGAGGACUAUGAUGCAGAAGUUUGGAGUAGAAAAUAUCAACAAUCACUUCAUAAGUUUCAACACUACCUGUAAUGCUACUCAGGAGCGACAAGAUGCUAUGUAUAAGUUGGUGGAUGAAAAGAUGGAUCUUAUGUUAGUAAUCGGUGGGUGGAACUCGAGCAACACCUCACACCUACAAGAGAUUGCAGAAGAUCGCGGCAUUCCAUCUUUUUGGAUUGACAGUGAACAAAGAAUAGGUCCUGGAAACCUAAUUGCUUACAAGUUGAUGCAUGGUGAAUUGGUUGAGAAAGAAAACUGGCUGCCAAAGGGCCCUAUCACGAUUGGCGUGACAUCCGGUGCAUCUACCCCCGAUAAGGUAACUCUCAUCACUCGAAAUUUGUUGGACUAUCUCCGACAAUUUCUCCGUAAACAAAAGUCAAAAUCUCCAAAAAUAAAAUAUGCAUUCAGUUCAUGCAUUCUCUAUUUUGAAUAUUCUAACAUUAAUUAUAGAGUAAAUUACAUUCUUGGUCCCUGUGGUUUAUUGGUUGCCAUCACUAUGGUCCCUCAAACUUGUUUAUUACACUCCUGGUGCCUGUGGUAUGCAAAAGCGCACACUUUAAGUCCCUCUUUCUAACGAGAUCGGUUUAAUCAGUUAACUUAAGGGCUAACUUUGUCAUUUUACCAUUCUUUUCAUCUUUUUCCUAGUAAAAAGAAAAUAACUAAAUUAAUAUGUUUUAGAGUAAAUUAGGAUUUGGUCCCUCGGGUAAUUGUGAUUUACUCGUGGUUUGCAUUUUUGCACUCUUUGAAUCCCCAUCUUCUAAUAGAAUUUAAUUGGCCUAACAAAAAAUUUUAACGGAUGUUAAAUAGGACUCGGGAGAGUGUGAAAAUAAAAACCAGGAGUUCCAUCCUUGAAUAUAUUUUGAUUUUGGGGGCGACUGUGGGUAGAAGUGUAAACGACAGAGACCAAAUCCGUAAUUUACUCUUAUGCUUCAUAUAUAUUAUAUACAGUAAAUUACAUUGCUGGUCCCUGUAGUUUGUAGUUUGUCUGAUUAAGAUCCCUCAGACUAGUUUAUUACACUCUCAAUACCUGUAGUAUGCAAAAAUGCAGGCUCUAAGUUACUCACUAUUAGAAUCAAAAAGAUUUUGUUCAGUCAAGGGUAUUUAUGUAUUUGUAACCUUUUCUUGUCUUUUACUAUAGGGGCCAAAAAUGUAAUUCAAAUAUUAUUACUAUUAUAUUAAAUGCAAACCACAUGUACCCGGUAAGUGAUUAUCGGGGAGAAAACUCUUACCAACAGUUACGGGUGGACCUAUUAAGGGUUGAGCGGGGUCUUGUACACCUGCUUGCUUACUGGAUUAUCGUGAGAGAAAGUUGAGACGUGAAGAGGGUGCACCCGCUUAUAUGAGAGUACCCUUAAAUAUUUGGAAACCAAGUUUAUAACAAGAAUCACAAGUUGACGAGAUGGUUGUUGCAACCUGGUUAAAGCGUUCGUUUCUAACGGGUGUCCUGGGUUCAAGCUACACUCGUUGCGAGUUUUUAAGUUUUUUUCCUUUAAAUGGUUCAUGUUAUGAAAUGUUAAAAAUGGAAGGGUGUUCUUAAUUUUUUUUGAAAUUGAAAGGACUAAACCGAAAUUUUUAAUAAAACUUAUCUAAAUAAUAGGUUUUUGUUUCCACUUUUGUUAUUCAAUCACCACCCAUGAAGAAUCCUCCAUCCUUACAUUUUAUUUGUAUUUUUCUAGCAUUUAUUUA
Cynara cardunculus var. scolymus (artichoke) is the source of this 2717-nucleotide messenger RNA. RefSeq names its product 4-hydroxy-3-methylbut-2-enyl diphosphate reductase, chloroplastic-like. NCBI's taxonomy places the organism in Eukaryota, Viridiplantae, Streptophyta, Magnoliopsida, Asterales, Asteraceae. The record is from RefSeq and is a predicted model, not a curated record. Gene Ontology annotation, biological process: dimethylallyl diphosphate biosynthetic process; isopentenyl diphosphate biosynthetic process, methylerythritol phosphate pathway. The transcript has 9 exons. Gene Ontology annotation, molecular function: 4-hydroxy-3-methylbut-2-enyl diphosphate reductase activity; metal ion binding. The coding region runs from base 28 to 1605 and encodes 525 amino acids.